UGUCAUUUCUAAGUUUCUUGUUGUUGCUCUUGUUUAAUUGUUAUUAUUUGCGAAUUCGCGAAUUGCAGUCGACUGAUAAUGGAUAUAAGCGCGGAUGUGGAUCAGAUAAUAGCCCAGGCUCCGGACUGGACCUUUGCGGGCGACUGUGCUCUCCUGGCGCUGAUGAAGCGCAUUUCUCAGAAUCUGGAAGAAAGGGGCGAAAGGACCAGCCGCAAUCUGAGGGACUUUGAGACGAGUGUGAAGCAAGUGGAUAUAACGCUGAACAAUGCCACCAACAGCCUGCGCUCCCUGCAGUUUGGAAAUCAGUUCGUCGAGUAUCGGGUGGAGGAGGUGGAUGACGCUGAUUUGGCCAUGCCGGAGGAGAAGAAAAAGAAGCCGGAGCUGCCGCCCAAGAGUUCCGAGGAAAUGGCCAAGGAGUUUCUGGAAAACAACCUGCGCAUGUUCCGCAAAAACUACGAGCCAGUGACCAUAGAAGUGCCCGAUUCGGACGAUGAGGAUGGCCCCGUCAACUCAACAACCGUUUUCCGCGCUAAGAAUCCCUAUGAUGCGAUACCCCUGCCCUAUAUUAUCGGCACAAAAGAGUGGCAGGAGCACAAAUAUGCCGGACUGUAUGACAGUAAAGAGAAUAGUGAGGAUGACAGGUCCGAGGAAUUCUCGUCUAGCUCAUCGGACGAGAAAGACACCGAGUCCAAAACAAUAAGAAUGCCAUCGAACAAAUUAGAAGAACAUCAUCUAUCUGACUCCUCUUCCCUAGCCUCGUUUGCCAGGGAACCGGCGAUUGUGUCGCCAGUCAUUAAACCUGUUGUAAAGGUAGCAGAGCCUGCCAUCAGAACACAACCGCGUCCUAUUAUCAGUAGUCAAAGGAACCCACAUGAGCGGGACAUGUUUGCUGCACUGCGGCAAUCGCCACCCAGCGAUGACCCUCCAUCCACAUCAUCUUCGCCUACAUCGUCACCAGCAUUUAGGAAUCCAUCAAGUCGCCUUCCAAUCGCGUCUACUGCAUCGCUUAGUUCCAGCAGCAGUAGUCCUGCCCAACAGCCGCCAAGGCUUUUCGACGAAGCGGUUUUAACUCAAGCUCCAAAGGAAACUGAGAUCAAGCCAAGCCAAACUAAGCGCAUGCCAGUAAAUCUUUUUAAUGACGACGAGUUUAAAUCUUUCAUGUCCGAAAUCGUAGACAAGGUCCAGUCAAAAACGCCUAGCAGCUCCGUAUCCCCAGCAACGACAAUUUCAACACAAGAGCCACCAAAAACUGUAAAACCAACGGAACAAUAUUCAAAACCAGCGGCGCCAAAGCAGAUUGUUGAGCAAUCAGUUCCGAAACGUGUUAACCUCUUCGACGACAGUCCUCUGAGUCCAACUCCAAGGUCAGAGCCUGUCUUCAAUAAUACUAAAGCAACAGGUGCCAUACCAAAACAGAGUUCAGUCCAGAGUCCAGAUGAAGAUCUUUUUGGCAGUUCUCCUGCCUUGCCGAAGGAAAAUCCAUCUAAGAAGCCAACGAAACUGGUAACCAAAUCGCUGUUUGAUGAUGACUUGGAGGACGACGACUUCUUGAGCUCCUUUACACCCAAAGCAAAGCCACCAGAACAAAAACUGCUCUCGAAACCAAAGCCCUCUUUAUUUGAUGAUGAUGACUUGGAUAUCGAUGAUAUAUUUACGAAGCCAUCUGCUCAGCCCAAAAUGCUCUCUGAAAAAGUAGCAGGAAAGACCAGUUUGUUUGAAGACGAUGAUCAAGAUGAUGUCACUAAUUUGUUCGGAUCAAAAAAGACCAAGGAAAUUCAAAAGGAAACUUUUUCAGCUGUUUCGCCCGACAAAAAGGUUGUAACACCUGUGGCUUCAAAGAAAAGUCUGUUUGAUGAUAUUGAAGAUGAGGAUUUGUUCGGAACCCCAAAGGCUAAGAAUUUAAUUAGGAGUGAACAACAUAAUGAUCUGGAGACAAUUGAAGGUAGCGGGGCAACAAUUGAAAAGGAUAAGAAACAAAAUGAGAUUGUAGAACAGAAUUUCAAGAAUAUGGAAACUAAAGAAAAGCAGCUUCCACUAAUAUCAGAAGAUAAAUCUUUGCCUAUUCUAAGAGAUUCACCUCCUCCCAUGGAAGCUACGGAGAAAAAGGCUGAUGAGAAAGAAUGGAGGUCGGUUAACGAUGAUACAACAGCACCGAAUAUUCACAAAACAACAGAUUUGUUUAGUGAAGAUCUAACCGUCGAUGAGUCCUUCCCUAGUCCCUUAAAUAAUACGGCUGAACCGAAAGGUGCUAGUGAAACUAAAGAAUUUAACAAGCCAAUUGAAAAGAAUACGUCGCAAACUGAGGAAAAUGUAUCACCAGUUAUUCCUCCUAUAACAAUAUCUACCAAACCAACUGAUUUGUUCAACGAAGAUUUUAGCGAUGAUGAUACAUUUUUGAGUAUAUCCAUGUCUAAGAAUAAGCCAGUAGCCACUACUGAAACCGAAGAAAUUAGGAAGCCAUCUGCGAAGCAUUUGGUGAAUGAGAUUAAGCCAGAAGAACUACCACAACAACUGCCAGAGAACAAAAUAGAUGAUACAACAGCCGUCGAUGAAAAGGAUGAAAUUGUGCCUGAAGUGUUAGGGAAGUCUCAAAUAGAUGAGCCAGUUUCUGAAAGUCCUCCACCAGACGAUUAUCAAAGCAACGAAGAUCCCAUUAUAUCAAUGGUAGCUGACGUGACUAAUAAAACAUCAGUUGAUACACUUACCCCGAAAAAGCCAGCGGAUUUGGCUGCUGCGCAGCAAAUCAUGCAGAAUUAUUCGAAUCUCUUUUCCGACGAGCCGCCGGAUGACAGCGAAUUCUUCCAAACGCUCGGCAGCAGCGGUCUCAGCAGCCUAAGUGCCUCGAAAAUCUUUGACAGCGAGCACGACUUCUUCGAACCCGCUCUUCCAAACAUUCCCAGUGCGACAAAGCCAUCUCCAGUGACGCCUGGAGAUCAACCUUCUUUGUCAUCCGACUACGGUGGCAUGUGCUUAUUUAGUGAUGUGCCACCCGAAGAUAACGAUCAUGAUGGCGAGGAAGUGCAGAAUCAAGCUGAAGCUGAGAAAGACGAGUUCGCGUCAACCACCCGAAUACACACAAUCUUCUACGAUGAUUUCAGUGAGACGGCAAGGGCAGGAGCAGUGCAGCCAGCUUCCAAGCAGUUCACUUUUGAUGAUGAGCCACCGCCAGCUGAUGAACCCGAUCGUAGUAAAGUUAAGGAGACCCCUGAGUUGCGAAAUCCCACUUCUCCCGUUAAGAAGCUUAAAAUGCCUAACAUCAACAUCAAUGUUCAUGCCUUACUUCCCGGAUCUUGAGGCGCGCCAAAGCUGCUCAGGAAAACAGAAUCAUCGAGUUCCGAAAGAGACGAAUCUCAAGCCACAGCACAGCCUGAGGUUUCGGCACCACAGGCUGAGGUUUCGGGACAAACCACAGUGCCUUCUCCAGACGGCGCCCUGCAGCAUGUGAACAAAUCUCGCGCCCGGGGGCCUGCUAAAAGGCGACCUUCUACCAGAAGGGGAAGAAAGGAAAACUAUGCCAAAAGCUUAUUGGAUGCGGGACGAGAUGAAGGCCCUCCAACUGCUUCGCCCUCCAUUCAAAGGAGGUCCUCUAAAGAUAGCCCAGAAGUGGAACACUCCGAGCCCAGUCCCAUUGAGGCACCCCUUUCUCAGCAUGUUAAGCCUGAAAAGUUGAUUUCAGCUCCAGCACAGCAGAUCCAGCCACAGCUCCAAAGACCGCAGCCUUCUAAUGUAGGUGGCUCUUUUUUGGACAGUCCCGAUGAAGAUGAUUCCUUCUUUAAUUCCGUUCCGACAAAGACUGUUGAGGGAAAGCAGGGCUCCGAUCCGCCUAAGUCAUAUCGUUCGUUUUUGGAUAGCCCUGAUAAAGAUGAUCAUCUUUUCAGUGAUCUUGAAAAUAACACGACUGAAAAGCGGACGGCGGCGGCACAAACAGUUUCCAAUGAACCACCAGUGGAUAGGCGGAAGCUAGAGAAGACCUUGCCGCCGCCAAAGAUGGCCAACUCUUUUUUGGACAGCCCAGAUGAAGAUGAUGAUUUCCUAUUUAAUUCAAUCAAAACAAAGGCAACGCCUAUAACUCAACAGUCACUUGCCCCUGCAGCAGAAAUAGUGAAUGCAUCUCAAAAAGUCACAACUGCUCCCCCAAAACCAUCGAACGCCAAGUUGGCUGCAAAAGAACAAACUAAACCCAAGUCGCAGGCUGCGCCUAAACUGUUCGAUGAUAGCGAUGACGAUGAUGAUCUGUUUGCCAAUGCUGCUGCAUCAGCUCCUAGUAUCCAACCCGCCAGCAGGCCUGUCCAAACUAAACAGCAACCCAAACCAACGGCGACUUCUCUUUUCAGCAGCGAUGAUGAUGAAGCCGAAGUUCCAGCAAAGACUGCUCCUGCUAAGAAGUUACCAGUUAAAGCGAGCAAAAGCCUCUUUAGCGACGACGAGGAUGAUGAUGACCUGUUCGGAGGAAGCUCCACGUCCAAAGGUGCUACCAAAAAGUCUAAACCCGUGGCCAGGACAGCAACGAAACCACCUGCCAGUAAAACCGCCACGUCUACUGCAACCAUUCCUGCAAACUCCGGUGAUAAUCCAUUGGCCGAUCUUCUUGAUUUCAAGUAAAAACAGUUACGCCUUUUAUUACAAGUAUGUACAGUUUUUGAUCUGUGGAUGGUUAGACUGUCGAUCAGAGUAUUGUUAUCCGUAUUCCUAUUAUCUAUGUAUAUUAAACAAUGAAUGUCAAUGUC
This is a messenger RNA of Drosophila teissieri, 4727 nucleotides long. RefSeq names its product WASH complex subunit 2 (gene FAM21). NCBI's taxonomy places the organism in Eukaryota, Metazoa, Arthropoda, Insecta, Diptera, Drosophilidae. The record is from RefSeq and is a predicted model, not a curated record.